AGGCUCCGCGGGCGAGCGGCUGCUGCAGGAGGGGGUGCCCGUCGGGAGCCUGCAGGCCCUCGGCCUGCGCGACCUGCGGGGCCUCGGCGGCGGGCUGGAGGUGCGGACCGCGUCGUGGCGCGCGGGCGAGGAGCUUCGGGUGGCGCUGUGCUGCGGCGCAACGGCGGAGUUGGAGGCGCUGUCGCUGCAGGAGGCCGCGCGGUGCUUCCUGUGGCAGCCCAAGGCCGCUGCCCUGCAGUGGGCCACCAGGGCGCUGGCGCUCCCCAGCAGGAAGGCCGACACCUCGGCGACCGCCAUCUGCGUUUGCAUCCGGGACCGCCUGGAGGAGGAGAACGACGCGGCCUUCGACGACAGGCCCGCCAAGAAGCAGAAGGUGGCCGGGCCCCGCUCCAUCCGAGUGCGGCACCUGCUCCUGAGGUGUGCGGAGCCCGGGCGCCCGCUGCCCGACGACCCCAUGGCGCGGCAGCCGCCAGCCGGCCAGCGGACGCGGACGCGCGGCGGCGGCGCCGCGGACGCGCGCGACGCCCGCCGCCGCCCGCCCGC
Messenger RNA from Prorocentrum cordatum, 543 nucleotides. The record is from the annotation of a GenBank genome assembly. Lineage: Eukaryota; Dinophyceae; Prorocentrales; Prorocentraceae.